Messenger RNA from Cotesia congregata, 555 nucleotides. NCBI's taxonomy places the organism in Eukaryota, Metazoa, Arthropoda, Insecta, Hymenoptera, Braconidae. The record is from the annotation of a GenBank genome assembly.
AUGAGUAAUGCAAAUCAAUUUAGACACAAAGGGCGAUUUGCGAAAAAGAGUAUUAUAAAUUGGAAAAAUAAUAUCAGUAAAAGCGCGAAAAAACUAAAAGAAGAGUAUAAAAAUUUAGGCGUACAAUUACCAAAUAGGCAACGCAUCGUCGAUUUGGACAAAUUAGCUGCAGAAAUGUGGUGUACGACAUGCGAUUGGCCUCUAAGUUUUCGUUUUCUGAUACAAGAAGAUAUUUGUGGAGUAGCAAGUGUAUUUCAUUUGAAAUGUCCAAAGUGUAAGGAAAUACGGCUGGUUAAAAGUUCAGCUAGUGAAGGAAAGUCGACCAGAUCAAAAUAUCAUGUGAAUUUUAAACUAGCUCUUGUAGUAUUAGAUGGAGGUAUUGAAGAAACUCAACUAAAUACAAUAUUAUCAGCACUGAAUCUGCCUCCAGUCGAUCACAACUUAAUUAAGCGGUACGAGAGAUUAGUUGGACCAGCAACUGAGACUGUCACCAAGGAAAAUUGCCAUGAUGCCUUAAAAGUUGAAGAAGAGUUGAAAAUUUUGAAUGAGGGCUAA